AUGAUGGCGCCGCCUGCCAGAACCGCCGGCGCCGCCUUGACUCUACUUUCAGUGAUAGGCGUGCUCUCUUGCAUAUUUCUGUACACCACCAACAAGUCUCGCUCGAAAUCAUCUACACGAAAGGACACACUCAAGAAGCCCAAAAGUGGUCUCGUCGCCGCCAUUGGCAACACCCCUCUCAUUAGGAUUAAUAGCCUUUCUGACGCUACUGGAUGCGAAAUUCUGGGGAAGGCAGAGUUCUUGAAUCCUGGAGGUAGCGUGAAAGAUAGGGUCGCAGUUAAAAUCAUUGAAGAGGCCUUGGAAUGUGGAGCUCUAGCUCCUGGUGGGGUAGUUACAGAAGGAAGUGCUGGAAGCACAGCAAUCAGCCUUGCAACAGUUGCUCCAGCCUAUGGAUGCAGGUGCCAUGUAGUAAUCCCUGAUGAUGCUGCAAUUGAGAAGUCUCAAAUUCUAGAAGCUCUCGGCGCCAAUGUCGAAAGAGUUAGACCGGUUUCAAUCACGCAUAGAGACCACUUUGUCAAUAUUGCAAGGAGAAGAGCAUUGGAGGCAAAUGAACUAGCUUCAAAGCGCCAAGAAGAAGGUAGCAGGGUUAGCAGUCACUUAAAUCAGAAUAUCAGCCAUGAUCCGGAUGAUUUAACACAUAGUUCAGAAUGUUUAGCAGAUUGCAAGGGAGGUUUCUUUGCAGAUCAAUUUGAGAAUCUUGCCAAUUGUCGGGCUCACUAUGAAGGAACCGGGCCCGAGAUCUGGGAACAUGUUGGCGGGAAAGCGGAUGCAUUUGUUGCUGCUGCUGGCACUGGUGGCACUGUAGCAGGAGUUUCUCGAUUUCUGAAGGAAAAGAAACCUUCCAUCAAGUGCUUUCUGAUCGACCCACCUGGUUCUGGUUUGUUCAACAAGGUGACAAGAGGAGUGAUGUACACUAAGGAGGAGGCUGAAGGAAAGAGAUUGAAGAACCCUUUCGAUACAAUCACUGAAGGAAUUGGAAUCAACAGGUUAACGGAAAAUUUUAAAAUGGCUCAACUUGACGGGGCGUUCCGGGGCUCGGAUAAGGAAGCUGUUGAAAUGUCUAGGUACUUGAUGAAAAAAGAUGGCCUCUUUCUUGGCAGCUCUUCAGCGAUGAACUGUGUGGGGGCCGUAAAAGUCGCACAAAAACUGGGACCCGGUCAUACGAUUGUCACAAUUUUAUGUGACAGUGGGAUGAGGCACCUGAGUAAGUUUUACAAUCCCCAGUAUCUGGCUCAGAACGGCUUGACGCCUUCAGCUGUUGGAUUGGAGUUCCUCGGUUACAAUACUGACGUGAAGACGGUAAACGGGAUACACACGACAUCCUAG
Molecule: messenger RNA, 1326 nt
Organism: Striga hermonthica
Lineage: Eukaryota; Viridiplantae; Streptophyta; Magnoliopsida; Lamiales; Orobanchaceae
Source: the annotation of a GenBank genome assembly